Thlaspi arvense is the source of this 1091-nucleotide messenger RNA. NCBI's taxonomy places the organism in Eukaryota, Viridiplantae, Streptophyta, Magnoliopsida, Brassicales, Brassicaceae. The record is from the annotation of a GenBank genome assembly.
AGUGACGAAGACCAAGAGAUUGAUCAUAAGAGUUUGAACAAUCUGAUGAGAUGCGAAUCGAAUGAAGAAGCUAAUGUUAACAGCAAGAGCUCUCUAGGUCAACAUUUCGGGGUCGACGAGGGGAUCAAGCAGUUGCAAUUGGUGGUGAAGAAAGAGAAGCAAGGUGAUGUUGCUGGUUUGCAAGAAGCAGCUGGAACCAGAUUUAGUCAGUUUGAGUUAAUUGGGAGAGGAUCGUUUGGUGAUGUCUACAACGGUGAGUGCCACAGAACACACUUCAUGUGUCUGCCUUAUUCCUACGAUGAGUUACUGCCUCUGUUUAUCAGGUUUGAUACGGACCUUAACAAAGAAAAAAAUCAAGGCCUCACCGGAGCAAUAGAAACUCGGAAACAAGGAACUGCAGUGAUAACUGGAGCUUCAUUUGGUUUAGGUUUAGCCACGGCAAAGCUUUUAGCAGACAAAUUGAAAUUCCAAAUACAACACUGAUGAUCUGUGUUAUGAGCCUAUUACCACGGUGGUGUUGGUUUCCAUAUUGGUGAUCCUCCGAAGAUUUGGGCUACGCGAUAUGAUGAAGGCGAUCGAGAACUAUAAUCAACAUUGUAGGUCUGAUCAAAAGGCAAAAUAAGAUUUGAGAUCUCUGAGAAUGAUGAGGUGUGGUGGAGCGUCUAUGAAUAAGGAGGUUAAAACCCCAAAUGGUGCAAGUGAUUUAACGGAUACGAUGGAGGAGAGCAGGGAAUUAUGGCACUACAGAAACGUUGAGAGUGAUGUGGAGGGGAGGAUCAUGGAUCCAAAUACUCGUCGGGUCAUGGAAAUUAAUCAAACAUGACAAAUUAAAGUAUCCAAUUCAGCUUUUGUGUUUAAGAAUUGCAAUGUGCUUUCAAAAUUUGAUUGUGAUACAAUGAACGUGAUACAUAAUUUUUGCUAUGUGUUGGAAAAAAAUCAAUUGCCGUAAGCCAUAAUUAAUUCGAAAUUACGUUUAUGUAUAUUUUUUAAAUAGUAUAUGUAUAGAUUUUUGUAAGAGUCAAUUGCCGUAAGAAAUGUUGUUUGGCUAUCGUAUUUCUCAAUUAUGUGAAUACAGUGAAUAGUUUAUAAUU